AUUUUGCAUCUUGUGAAACGAUAAAAGAAUGUAACUCAUCUUACACAACUGACGGUGAAUAUAUUCAUUAUCCUGGUAUCUUAAACAGUUCUUCAGUUCGUCUGUAUUGUCACAACAUGAAUACCAACAGUCCUAAAACCUUCCUCACUCUCAAUGCUACUAAUGUGUUUGAUUAUCCUACUGGAAAGUGUUCAACACAUUAUGGUUGUCAGGUGUUUUAUUAUAAAAACGAUUAUCAAGGAAAGACAACUUUCACAAAAGUUGGUAUUGAUACAGAUAAAAUGUCCAUCAUCGAAGAUGAUUACUCAUUUACCGUUCAACAUUUUGGGGCUCAACGGCCGUAUGGCUGGGUGCAUUGUUGUAGUAUAUAUAAUACAAAAACGUGUUUGAGAGGAAGAUCAACAAUAGAUGUAACUAAUACAGGAUUAAAGAUCAGUAACUCAACAAAAUGGACAGGAUUUGGAUGGUUACCACAUUUUAGGGUAAAUAGAACUGAUUUUGUGAUUCAAUUAAGAGGCGAUGGUGGUUGUGGUGGUGCGAAACCAACUGAUGGAUUGUUACAAUUUGUUAAAAACCCACAGUACACGAUUCCCACUGGUACAAUAGAUCCACAAUGUAAUUUACUUGGUUUAUAG
Lottia gigantea (owl limpet) is the source of this 635-nucleotide messenger RNA. RefSeq lists its product as hypothetical. The record is from RefSeq and is a predicted model, not a curated record. The transcript is spliced from 4 exons. Gene Ontology annotation, molecular function: metalloendopeptidase activity; zinc ion binding. The annotation marks the transcript as partial. NCBI's taxonomy places the organism in Eukaryota, Metazoa, Mollusca, Gastropoda, Lottiidae.